ACCAAUUCUAAAACUCAAAGAAAGAGAAAAACAAUUGGAGACAUGAGAAUCUUAAUAAAAAUAUGCUCAAUUAUCAUGGCAAUAAUCCCAAGUUGGAUUUUAAGCAUGCCAUUAUUCCUAUUUCUCAAAAAGAAACAAGAACAAGUGUAUAAAAGGGAAUUUGUGAACAUAUUAUCAUCAGCAUUAAAGCUGGAUGGUAAUAUUGAAGGUGAUGGUGAGCUACCAAAGGGGCUACAACGCGAAUUGAUGCCGCGGCAUGUGGCUAUGAUAUUGGAUGGGAAUCGGAGGUGGGCUAAGAAGAGAGGGCUUAUACCUGUUGAAGGCUAUGAAGCUGGUCUCGCGACUUUAGGGGAGAUUAUUACUCUGUGUCGAAGAUGGAAUAUUCCUAUUAUCUCGCUUUUUAUGUUCUCAUCUGAGAACUGGCUUCGUCCAAAGGUGAGUUUGAUUUCUAAGGAUUUUUUGUGUUCUUUUCACCUUCAUUCUAUAAAAGACAUAUUAGAUGAAGUUGACUUCUUGCUCGAACUUUUCGAAGGAUCAUUGAAGUACUAUCUACUACGCAAUUGUCGUAGAUAUGGAGGACGAGUUUCUGUGAUUGGAGAUAGAUCUCCACUAUCUGAUUCCUUAAGAAAAGCAGUUGAAGAAAUCGAAGAAGAAACAAAAGACUACAAAGGGAUUCAUCUUGUUUUAGCAAUGAGUUACAGUGGUCAAAAUGAUAUAGUACAUGCUUGUCAAAACAUUGCUACCAAAGUGAAGGAUGGCCUUCUUCAACCCGAAGAUAUAACCAAGUCUUUGUUUGAAGAACAUCUUCAAACUAAUGUUACGGACAUGCCAUUACCCGAUUUGCUCAUUCGAACAAGCGGCGAAUUACGUAUAAGUAAUUACUAUCUUUGGCAAUCAGCUUAUAGUGAGAUGUAUUUCACUGAUACUCUUUGGCCUGAUUUUGGAGAAGAUGAAUUUGUUAAGGCAUUACGUUCAUAUCAACAAAGAGGAAGACGAUUUGGAAGAGCAUGAUAGAAUCAUCUUUAAAUCGAAACCCUAUGUAA
Chenopodium quinoa (quinoa) is the source of this 1043-nucleotide messenger RNA. Its product is annotated as isoprenyl transferase 1-like. The transcript is spliced from 3 exons. Gene Ontology annotation, biological process: response to cold; plastid membrane organization; polyprenol biosynthetic process. Lineage: Eukaryota; Viridiplantae; Streptophyta; Magnoliopsida; Caryophyllales; Amaranthaceae. The record is from RefSeq and is a predicted model, not a curated record. Bases 43 to 1011 code for a protein of 322 amino acids. Gene Ontology annotation, cellular component: chloroplast stroma.